ACCUUCUCACUUUCCACUCACUCCUAAAUCAACAACACAACCUACUCACUCAUAAUACCUCCUCUCUCCCACUCUCUCUCUCUCUUGCAAUGGCUGGAAUUCUUCUCCUCACCAUUGCAUCAUUAGCCUCUCUUUUUGCUGCAACCACUGCUCGAAUCCCUGGUGUUUAUAAUGGUGGUCCUUGGCAAAGUGCUCAUGCUACUUUCUAUGGUGGCAGUGAUGCCUCAGGAACAAUGGGCGGUGCUUGUGGGUAUGGAAACUUAUACAGUCAAGGUUAUGGAGUAAACACAGCAGCACUAAGUACAGCACUAUUCAACAAUGGCUUAAGUUGUGGUGCAUGUUUUGAGCUUAAGUGUGACCAAGAUCCACGUUGGUGUAACCCAGGAAACCCAUCAAUCUUAAUAACUGCUACAAACUUUUGUCCUCCAAAUUUUGCUGAACCAAGUGACAAUGGUGGUUGGUGUAAUCCACCUAGAGAACAUUUUGAUCUUGCUAUGCCUAUGUUUCUUAAGAUUGCUCAGUACCGUGCCGGAAUUGUCCCCGUCGCUUACCGCCGGAUACCAUGCAGAAAGACAGGAGGCAUCAGAUUCACAAUCAACGGUUUCCGUUACUUCAACUUGGUUUUAAUCACCAACGUCGCGGGUGCAGGUGAUAUAGUGCGCGUGAGUGUAAAAGGAACCAACACUGCAUGGAUGACAAUGAGCCGUAACUGGGGGCAAAAUUGGCAAUCCAAUGCAGUUUUUGUGGGCCAGGCUUUAUCUUUUAGAGUUACCGGCAGUGACCGUCGUACAUCAACGUCAUGGAACGUGGCACCAUCUAAUUGGCAGUUUGGACAAACCUUCACCGGGAAGAAUUUCCGUGUCUAAAAAGAAGGAAAAAAAAAAAGCAAAAAUCAAAUACUCUACUAUAUUUUUGACUUUUUUGUUUUUAAGUUUCCCUCCUUCAAAUUUUCCUUUAUUUUCCCGGGAAAAUUUUGAAGUUAGGGGGGGUAUAGUAGUAGUAUUAGUAGGGUUUAAAAAGAAAAGUUGGGUAGUUUUAGGAAAAGUAAAGGUGAAAGUGAAAGUAAGUUUAAUUAUAUUAUUAUUAGUAGUUAAUUAAUUAAUUAAUAUAUGAAUGGGGGAGGGGGGUGUUUGUAUUAAAAUAUUAAAUGUGAAAGUGUUACUACUAAAGUGUAAUGUGAUGGGUGAUGCUGGUAUAUUAAUUACCCAGCAUAAGAGACCCAUCUCUUUAUGUUUUUUUUACUCAAAGUGUGUAGGGCUGAAGAGGUUGCAAGGGUAAUGAACAUGUAGCCCGCAGCUCUAGUUAUUAUUAUUAUCAACUAAAGUUUGCUACCAUAUAAUUAAUAAUAUAUUUAAGUUAUUAUAA
This is a messenger RNA of Trifolium pratense (red clover), 1365 nucleotides long. RefSeq names its product expansin-A4-like. Bases 90 to 866 code for a protein of 258 amino acids. Gene Ontology annotation, biological process: plant-type cell wall organization. The transcript is spliced from 3 exons. The record is from RefSeq and is a predicted model, not a curated record. NCBI's taxonomy places the organism in Eukaryota, Viridiplantae, Streptophyta, Magnoliopsida, Fabales, Fabaceae. Gene Ontology annotation, cellular component: extracellular region.